AUGAAUGCAUUUUCCAGUGAUGCUUCUUUUGAGAUCAUUUACAGGCCCAAAUAUCUAAACCUCAGCCUUCCAGAGGAAGGAGUGCUUUUGGAGGAUUACUUCACCGAGAAAUUUGGUGCAGAUAAGGCAAAAAAGUACAUGGAAGAGACACCAAAGUACAUGGCUAACUUGGUAUGUAAAUUUUGUCAGUUGGAAUUAUGGCUUGACUUGCUCGUUUUGUUUCCAAACUUUCAUCCUGUCAAUAUGGAAAAAUGCCUCAGGUGGUUGAUUCUGGUAAAAUGAGGCUUAAAUCCAGAAAUAAAAACAAUCGAUGUGGACCUUGUGGUCUUUGAAAAGACUGAUUCCAAGGUGGUUUUCUAGCGAAAACUACUGACACAAUUAACAAUUAUUGUAACUGUGUAAUAAACAACUUCUAAGAGGAGAUUGGAGCAACAGUUAAAGCAAGAAGGUGGCUGAAAAACCUUUUAACCCAUUUAUGCUUCAGCUGCAUAUGACUGGAAGAACACAAAGAUGCGAACCCCUCGAGAUCUAAAAUCUGAAGACCUUUUUUACUCUCUUGCAAUACCCUCCCCCCACACAUCAAUCACCCCCACCCUCGACAUAACCACAAUCUGAAUUGGUGCCCAAAUAAUAAAUAUGGGUGUGGCUUAGGACAUUAUAGUCUUAUAUGAAGUAUAUAUAGAACAUCAAAAUUCACUUACAAUGACUUACAUGACAAAAAAUGGACCUUUAAAGCAAUGACAAAAACGACGGCAGUGAUAAUGUUCCUAUUCUUUCAAACUUAAUCGCGUCUAUUUGGACUCGCUCAAUAUGUCAAAUGCACCUGGGACUUUUCCUGGACUUGAAUUCUUAAGGACUUUAUCCAGGUUCAAAAAGAGAAGUGAGAAUUCGUUGUCGUAUGUCCACGUCCUCCAUUAAACGUUGCAUUAGGAGGUUUCAUGUUGUAGUCGUGUAGUGGACGUCAAUGAACUGUACUAAAAAGCGUGAUGCAUGUGCAGAGCUGUUGUUUUGCUGAUAAAACCAAUUGUUUUCUGAAGGUGGCAUUGUGGUCGUUGUUGCAGUUGCUUAAGCUCCCUAUUAUUGUCGUCAAUAUUGAAAACAAUAUAGCAAAAAUGCUACAGAAGCCUUACCGUCUCCCUGCUAUGAUCACUAGCAUUUCUGAUAUCCAAAAUCUCCACUCUAAUCUCAAUAAAUUCCCUUAUGAAAAGGACUAAUGUCACUAGUUGAGAAAAAUGAUAAAAGAAUAAUUGUUUUAUCACAUUUUCUUGACUAAAAGUGGGAUUACUCCUUUUAAUAAGGAAAUGUAUUGAGAUACAGUAAGUUUGGAGAUUUUGGAUAUUGGUGCUUAAAGGGUUAAGAAAUGUUAGUUUUCAUUUGAGUGGAAAACCGGAGUACCCAGAGUUGUAAACUUCUUAGAGCAAGAGGCAGAACCAGCAAUAAACUCAAUCUAUACAGUUGUAGAUGUACAAUGUAUACGGUUCCACCUUUGGGAUUGAGCAUGAGGGUCUCUUAUCCGGCAGAGAGUGGCCUCACCACUGAGCCAUCAUUGGUCUCCAAACUGAAGUGAAGUGUUGGAAAUUGCGUAAAAUAUAAAAUAUAUCUACAUUUGAACCAAAUAUGGCUUUAAUAGGUAGAAGCUUGAAAUUAUAUUUUUUAAACCAUUCAUCAUCAUGGACUCCUUGCUUCGUCAAAACUUCUGAUUCAAUUAAUUAACAAUUCUUUCAGGGUAUUGAAUUCAAGCUCCCUAAGUAUAAGGUUCCUCCAACAAAAGCAUACUGCCUGGUUGACUAUGCCACUACAGUUGGUAAACAAGUCCAAACAGUUAAACAGCUGUAUAAGGCUUAUUAUGUUGAUGACAAGAGAAUUGACUCGGUGGAGACUCUAAAAGAAAUCGCCUCGAAGUGUGGCCUUGAUCCUGAAGAGGCAGUAAGGUAACUCCUCACAUAUACACCUUUUGCUCUCCAUCAUCAGGAAAUAAAUUUUAGUUAGCGUCAAGAUUUCAGUUGAUAUAUUAAAUGUGUAAUCAUUGCAGAAAUAAUAAUAAACAAACGUCUUAAUUUUUGUGUGGUCAAUAAAGAUUUUUACAUACUAAAGAUAAGGACAUUCAAUAAAUGGCAAUAAAUUUUCAACUUAAUUGAAAUGAUAUAAGCUCGAAUAAGCAUUCGAGAAAAAAAAGAAAGGUUAUUGCCUGGUUUACAAAUUGUUGAACGUAAACAAAAAUCAUAUAAAAGGGCCAUAGCAAAGGAAGGAUUAAACUUGAUUGUUGCACAAAGUUUGUGACCAAUAAAUGUGACCUGCAAUUAUCCGCUCACGAUGGCACUUAUGUCCAGGAUUGAACGGACUAGCAAAAAUUGGCCAGCAAAUUGUUUUCGCUAUUUUGGCAAAAAGGAUUUGAAGGGGACUGCUAUCACAAAUGUAUAGAGAAAAAAGCAAAUAAAACAAGAAUAACAAAUUCAACAAGGACCGCAAGCUGUAGCAAAAAUCUGUCGCAAUUUUUGCAAAAGCAUAUGUUUAAUAAAAACUGUUCACAGAAAUCGAAAGAAGUCUUCAAAAAUCGCAAAAGUAACAAGAAAUUUUAUUGCGACAAAAAAUAUCCUGAUAAAUAUCGCGAAAAUAACAGGAAUGACAAACUAAGCAAAAGUUCAGGCCCCAGUUGGUCAAAAGCUAGAUAUCGCUAUCAACCGGAUAAAUCACUAUCCAGUGGAUAAGUAUUAGGGAACCAAUUGCACUAUCCAGUGGAUAGAGAUUUAUCCGGUGGAUAACGCUAUCCACCGGAUAUAUCACUAUCCAGUGGAUAAGUAUUAGAAAACCAAUUGCACUUUCCAGUGGAUGGAGAUUUAUCCGGUGGAUAGCGCUAUCCACCGGAUAUAUCACUAUCCAGUGGAUAAGUAUUAGGGAACCAAUUGCACUUUCCAGUGGAUAGAGAUUUUUCCGGUGGAUAGCGCUAUCCACCUUUUGAACAACUGGGACCAGGCUUAUAAAGAAAAAUCAGGUAAAGAACCCUUAAAACCUGUGGAAAAAAUUCUUUACAUCUUUAAGCCUUUUAUUAUUGUAUUCAAGGUUCACUCUUGUUUUCUGUGCACCAUGAAACUGAUUCUUAAUAAAUAGAAUCAACAAAGUUAUGGAAAAAAUGCACGUAGAAUCAUGAAAGUUUUGUUUUGAUGUUGAUUUUUUUAGGCACAUCUCAAACCCUUCUGUAACAGCGCAAGUGAAAGAAACAGACGCAGAAGAACGAAAGGCUGGUCACACUUUUGUCCCCCACUAUGACAUCUGUAUAAAAGGGAAACCUUCAAAUCUAUUGUCUUUUGUCGGGCCCCAGACCGCUGAUACCUUCAAAGGUGCCUUCCAGCAGUUACUGGAAUAGCCUGGAAACUACUUGAAUGUAAAGUUAGCUGAGGAUAUCUAAAACUUCAGUUGAACUAAAUUCCCUCUAACGUCUACCCAAAAUGCUAAGAUUUAAAAUAUUAUAGUCCUUUCCAGUAGUUUUUUUAUUCAUCGAUACUGCUGAAAUUAGUAAUCGUGCUCAGUUUGAAAGUGUAAUAUGUUUGAAGCAAGCGAAGAUAUAAUAAUAGUUCCGUAAAGUGGUGUUGGUUGGUGGUGGUGGUGGUGUUUCUUGAGGUGUAGGGUCCCUCUAUGACAGAGGUUACAAAACUUGUUUGGUGACAUAGAAGCUUAUAGAUGAAUCAGAAGUUCAAAAACGUGAUAUCGAGUCAGUGUUUAUGUAAUGAUGACUUCGGGAAAACAUGAAUCCUGAUGUUUGAUGAAAUUGUAGGCAUGAACCUGUGUCAAUCACGUGUAGGAUGAGAAAACCGUGUUACGGU
Messenger RNA from Porites evermanni, 3821 nucleotides. Lineage: Eukaryota; Metazoa; Cnidaria; Anthozoa; Scleractinia; Poritidae. The record is from the annotation of a GenBank genome assembly.